AUGUGGAAGCCAAAGAAAAUCUCAUCCAGAAAUUACAAGCUGAGGGCUUGGUUACUUAAAGGACCACCUAGUCACAUUCAGCAAUAUAUGGGAAAAUACCAUCAACUUCAAAGGACUUUAAAUGGCCUGCUCCUGAUUUCUGUUAUUUCUUGUACAGCUCCAAUAUCCAUUCUGCGAGGCUGUCGGAGCAGAGUCCACCACCUUCUCCAUUUGAUUUGGAUGGCAUCAUGGUAUGGGUUCUUCGCCCUUGUCUCAUACUGGGAGUUCACACGGAUUACACUUCAAAAGGUUUCACUCGAUCGGUAUUUAAACGCCGUGGAAUCCGGAAUCUACAUAAUUCAUAUUGCUUCUAUCCUCUUACUAACACUUCAAUGGAGACACCGAAUUUCUUACGUCCUAGAGGACAUAGUUAAAUCGGAUAUGGAACGAGGUUAUAGCAUUGAUAGCAGACGAAGCAAGAGAUUCAUUCGAUUCCAACUCCUGCUGGUCUGGACGUUUACCUGCCUGGCAAUAUGCGUUGAUUUUUGGAGCAAAAAAUGCGAUGUUCACAGAGCGAUCCUAAGCAUCACUAGCUUCGUUAUGCCCAAUAUUAUCAGUAGCCUUUCCUUUGUCCAGUAUUAUGUGCUGCUUCGGGAAAUUGCUUGGCGGCAGGAAAAGGUUACAGAUUAUUUAGAACGGGAGCUGUACUUGUUGGCUAUACCACGAAAAGCAGAGAUUCAGAAGUUUCGAUUACAGCACGCGGAGUUGACGCACUUCACCAGACUUGUCAACCGAAACUAUCAGUACUCCAUUGUGCUGCUCUUCGUGGGCUGUUUCCUGAACUUUAAUUUGGUUCUGUUUCUGGUGUACCAAGGAGUGGAGAACCCAGCCCUCUCCAACUGGCCCAAUGGGAUAUAUAUGCUUCUUUGGUUAGCCAUGCACAUGGGAAAAGUUUUAAGCAUCCUGUAUUUUAACCAGAAGGUUCUGGGAGAGCAUACCAGGUGCUUGAUUGUAUUAAACGGAACCCCGAAUCCGCAUAUUGAUCUCCAGGACAUCUUUAACCACUUUAUCCUUCAGUUGACUACCGAUGUGCGCCAGCAUGUUGCGGCAGGUAUCAUUUCCCUGGAUCUGAAAUUCUUAACAACUCUUUUGGUGGCCUCUGCCGACUUCUUCAUCUUCCUGUUGCAAUAUGAUGUCACGUAUGAAGCUUUAGCUAAGUCUGUCCAGGGAAAUAUUACUAGGACAUAA
Messenger RNA from Drosophila bipectinata, 1227 nucleotides. It is a transcript of the gene Gr59f, whose product is annotated as Gustatory receptor 59f. Gene Ontology annotation, cellular component: membrane. The record is from RefSeq and is a predicted model, not a curated record. NCBI's taxonomy places the organism in Eukaryota, Metazoa, Arthropoda, Insecta, Diptera, Drosophilidae. Gene Ontology annotation, biological process: sensory perception of taste.